AACAGUUCAGAGAGUCCGAACGUGUCUGAGAGAGAGACAGAGUGAGUGAGUGCAAGGGUACCUAGAGGAGUCAGAGCAAGAAAGCUAGGGCCACUAGAGCUAGGCUCAAGACAUAGUGACCAUGGAUGUCUCCACAUCUCCGGUGAUCUCUACAACUUCCAGCAGCGCCGGCGUCCCGGGGGGAUUAUUCCGGGCUGAACCUCUGUAUUCGUCUCCAGAAGAGGCCCCUCGUCUAACCCCUACUAUGAUCAACAAUUUCAUGGCCAAUAACCACAACAGCAGUGUCGUGGGUGGCGGGAUUGGUGGUGGUAGCAGCAACACCAACACUGAGUGCCGGAUGGUCGACAUGCAUGGGGUGAAGGUGGCUUCAUUCCUGAUGGACGGCCAGGAACUGAUCUGCCUGCCUCAAGUCUUUGAUCUUUUCCUCAAGCACCUGGUGGGAGGGUUGCACACGGUGUACACCAAGCUGAAGAGACUGGAUAUAUCCCCCGUGGUGUGCACUGUGGAACAAGUUCGAAUCCUCCGCGGGCUGGGGGCCAUCCAGCCAGGAGUGAACCGGUGCAAGCUCAUCACCAGGAAAGACUUCGAAACUUUGUUCACCGAUUGCACCAACGCCAGAAGGAAGAGGCAAAUGACAAGAAAACAAGCUGUUAACAGUUCAAGGCCUGGCAGACCUCUUAAGCGUUCUUUGGGAGUGUUGCAAGAUAAUGCCAGCCUUCUACCCCAGGCAGUCCCAGGUAUUUUAUCACCAGGACUUAUCACUCCAACAGGUAUAACAGCUGCAGCAAUGGCUGAGGCAAUGAAGCUCCAGAAGAUGAAGCUUAUGGCAAUGAAUACUCUUCAGGGAAAUGGAAGCCAAAAUGGGACUGAGUCAGAGCCAGAUGACCUUAACUCUACCACAGGUGGAAGCGAAUCUUCCUGGGAUAAAGAUAAGAUAAAAUCUCCAUUUGCUGCUUCUGGACCUCAACAUGGAAUUGCUCAUGCAGCACUGGCUGGCCAGCCAGGCCUUAAGGGUGCUCCUACCCUCAAUCCACUUCAGCAGAAUCGCAUGCUAAGCAAUCGUCUGGAUCUACCAUUUAUGAUGAUGCCUCAUCCCCUACUUCCAGUCAGCUUACCUCAUGCAUCAGUUGCCAUGGCAAUGAAUCAGAUGAACCAUCUCAAUACUAUUGCCAACAUGGCUGCUGCAGCUCAGAUUCACAGUCCACUCUCCAGAGCUGGUGCUUCUGUUAUAAAGGAGCGGAUCCAAGAGAGUCCUUCCCCUGCUCUCUCUCUGGAUGAGAGUCAUCGUCCUGGGAGCCACACCUCCUCUGACCCAAGCAGCAGUGUGUCCAGCUCUCCUUCCCAGAUGGAUCAUAAUUCGGAGAGAAUGGUUAUGAUACCCAACAAUAGAGAAGAACUUAUCGUUGACCAAGAUAAUGGACAAAGCUUAAAAAAAUUCCAAAGGGAUAAUAAAGAGGAAGUACCAGCUCAAAUUCCAAUGAUGAAGUCACCCUUGGAAAAGAUCGAGUUGGCUCCUGGACAGGCAUUGCCCCCUGGAUUCCCUGGACCAUUAAUUUUUGCUGAUAGUCUGUCCUCUGUGGAGACUCUGUUGACCAAUAUUCAGGGUCUACUGAAAGUGGCUUUGGAUAAUGCUCGUAUCCAGGAGAAGCAGAUUCAGCAAGAAAAGAAGGAACUGAGAAUAGAGGUCUACAGAGAAAGAGAAAUUAGAGAAAACCUGGAAAGACAACUUGCAGUUGAGCUUCAAAGCAGAAGUACAAUGCAAAAGCGUCUGAAAAAGGAGAAGAAAGCUAAGAGGAAACUUCAGGAAGCCUUGGAAUUUGAAUCAAAGCGCCGAGAACAAGUGGAGCAUGCACUUAAACAAGCUACAGCUAGUGACAGUGGUUUGAGGUUGUUGAAAGAUACUAGAUUUCCAGAUAUUGAAAUAGAAAACAACGGGACACUUCAUGACAGUGCUUCUAUGCAAGGUACUAUAAACAGCAAUCUCCUUCUUGUAAAUGCUUAA
Messenger RNA from Meriones unguiculatus (Mongolian gerbil), 2002 nucleotides. RefSeq names its product dachshund family transcription factor 2 (gene Dach2). NCBI's taxonomy places the organism in Eukaryota, Metazoa, Chordata, Mammalia, Rodentia, Muridae. The transcript has 13 exons. The coding region runs from base 122 to 2002 and encodes 626 amino acids. The record is from RefSeq and is a predicted model, not a curated record.